Messenger RNA from Daphnia pulex (common water flea), 702 nucleotides. Its product is annotated as glycoprotein 3-alpha-L-fucosyltransferase A-like. The transcript is spliced from 2 exons. The record is from RefSeq and is a predicted model, not a curated record. Gene Ontology annotation, cellular component: membrane. NCBI's taxonomy places the organism in Eukaryota, Metazoa, Arthropoda, Branchiopoda, Diplostraca, Daphniidae. Gene Ontology annotation, molecular function: alpha-(1->3)-fucosyltransferase activity. The coding region runs from base 1 to 702 and encodes 233 amino acids.
AUGGCCAGCGAGCGGGAGCGGCUGUCCGUCUUCACCGAGCCGCUGUCAAAUUAUUUCAACUGGAACAUGACCCACCGUCGCGAUUCUGACGUCUUCUCUAGCUAUCCGUACUUCAGCCUCCGCCUCAAAUCGACUUCCGUCGUGGCCAACGUCCUCCCCCAGCCGCUGCCGGAAGUGGGCAACAAGACCAAGCUGAUGGUGGCCUGGUUCAAUUCCAAUUGUGAAACUCCGGUCGAACGGGAGAAAUACUUCCGCGAAAUGGCCCAGUACACGCAGAUCGACACUUACGGCGCUUGCGGCCAUUUGAAAUGCGAUCCGGCCAAGGGGACCCACUGCGACAAGCUCCUGGGCAACUACAAAUUCUACAUCACCGCCGAGAAUUCCUCGUGCGCCGAUUACGUCACCGAUAAAUUCUAUCGCGCCCUGGAAGCCGACCUCGUCCCCAUCGUUUACGGCGGUGCGGAUUACUCCGCUUACGCUCCGGCCCAUUCUUACAUCAACACGGCCGAUUUCGCCUCGCCAAAGGCCCUGGCCGAGUACCUCUACGUCCUGGACACCAAUCCGGGGCUCUACUCGAAAUAUUUCGACUGGAAAAAGGACUGGGAGGUCAUCCGCUUUCCAACCGACGGCUGGUGCGACCUCUGCGAGAAGCUCAACCGCCCGGAAGAGCCGGCCAAGAGCUACGAAGAUAUCGGCAAUUAG